Molecule: messenger RNA, 1320 nt
Organism: Symbiodinium sp. CCMP2456
Lineage: Eukaryota; Dinophyceae; Suessiales; Symbiodiniaceae
Source: the annotation of a GenBank genome assembly
AUGAUCACGAACCUCCUGGAGAAGCUUAUUGCAAGACGACUGGUGCUGCCGAACGUUUGGUUCAGACCCUUCCUCAAGGAUGAGGAAGUGGUGGACACAGCCACUCUGCGCGAUCCCAAGCCCGUUGGUGUCCUUCGUGUCACUGCUAUCGAGGCCAAGGACCUCUACGCCAAUGACAUCAACCUCUUCACAGACCGGACGAGCGAUCCAUACGUCCGAAUCCGCCUGGCCGACGACGAAUGGAAGUCCAAGCACCGGGACAGUACUUGCAAUCCCAAAUGGGUCGCGGACCCUGAUGCGCUGGCGACUGGUGACGUUACCGUCUCCGAAGAAGAGCGGCAUGACUUCUUGGUUUAUGAUGUGGGUCAGACACUUCGCAUUGAAGUCUACGACUGGAACGAGUUCCAGAGUGACGUUCUGAUCGGACGCUCGAUUCACAUCUCCGUGCAGGACGCUCUGGCGAAGUCAAGGAAGUGGAUCGAGCUGAAGCAGAAGGACGACAAGCCCGGCGGUCACCUUCAGAUGCAGUUCGACUGGCUGAAGGUGGUGCAGGAGAGCGUCGGGCCCUUGAACCAAGAAGACGACGCCUGCAUGGUCAGACUGAAGAUCGAUGAAAUCCAUGUGCCAGAAGACGUUGACCUGCUAUAUGCAAAAGUCGAGGUGAAGUUCCAGGAGGUGUUCAAAGCAUCAACGCCGGAUACCCACCUCAGCAGCCAUGCUGUGGUGACGGAAACGGGCAUCAGCAGCGAUGGCGAGAAGGAGAAGCGCUUGGAUGUGGAGUACGUCCUCUGCUUCCAGGUGUCCCGCAGCGCUGCGGAGACGGAGCCUCUGCAGAUUUCCAUCAUCUCCAAUGAAAAGGCGGUGGUGGCGACGGGGGAGUUGGAUCUCCGUGAGGUCGUCGCCGAGGGCGGCACCAAGGAGUGGCCUCAGGAGGAUCCCAUGCUCUUGAAGAGACCGCGUGAAGAUAAGAACGUGAUCUCAGACUUCCUGUCGUCGAAUCCGAGUCAGGACGAAGAGAACAAGGCACCACCCUUGCGGGCUGAAAUCUCUGUGUCGGUCAUGGGCCUGGUCCCGGUCCCCACGAAGACAGCGAUCGCCCACAUGAGGAAGCGGCGAAUGCAAAGCCCCAAGGCAUUUCCCACUGCGUCUUCGACUUUCUCGCAUACCAUCCGCAGCUUCGCGAGGACGGCGGACGAACAGCCUCUCGUGAACCGGGACACGACGAAGUGCACCGGGUCGGUGGAAUCGCUGGACUGGUUCAACACCUUCUUCGCCCGGUUAUGGCCGAAGAUUGCAGCAUAUGUGCAAAAGCUCAUGGAG